GUAGAAGGAAGGCCCUCUUGCAUAUUCGGAAUAUUACGGAGUGGAGUAGCGCUGUGAAAUAUUAAUUAAAAUUGCUGGAAAUUGCUUUCGGCAUAUUGCUUAUGGUUUUGACUUGGCGCGCAUGCCAAGCAUGAUUAAACGAGACACGAAAGAGCGUAUCUACGAAGUAGAUAAAUAUCUUUAUACGAACAACUGAGCUGCAGCACCACCAACAAUCGAAUCGACGAAAACAAAAACGCACACCUAUCUAUAUAACCAGAGACUCUAUUAGGAGAGACAGAGCGAUAAACAAAAGCUCAAGCAGCAGCAGCCGCAACAACGAAACAAUUUGGAAGAUACAUUUUUUUUUGCACUAAAAGACCCAGCAAUCGGACUCUGCAAAGAAAAAAGGGAACUUGUCCCUUAAAUCGUAUUAAGGACAAAAAGGAAGUUAGGAAACAAGGAGGAGAAACGGAAAUCAACUAUUGUGAUAUGUACAAAUUUACUCAAAUACCGAAGCCACAUAAUAUUUAGACGUUUAUUCCACGGAAACCCAGUUGCUUAACGAUCAACCGGAGGAUAGUCUACCAAAGAUUAGGCUUUCAAUUUUCAAUUAAGUUUUUAUUAAAAGCUAAACAGAGCAGAAGUUGCACUAUCGAGAGAUGGCCGAAAAAGUCGAACAAGCUCAGCAGGCCAGCUUAAAUGGUCAACAGAAUAAUAAUGUCCGCAAGUCACCUGAAUUUCCCGGUGUUAUCUCCCGGGAACGCAGCUUUGUGCGCACCUCGAAUCAACAGAAUAUCAACAAACGCCGGAGUCUGGCGUUCAACGUUCCUGGCAACAAUCAGACGGGACAAAUGAGAAGCAAACCGGCCAUGGAUAUAUACAGACCGCCCAAUGUACGCGGCGAGUUGGCUGCUCCAGCCGGUAAUGGUGGUGAUGGUGCUAUUGGUGGUGUCGGUGGUGCCGCAAACAAACUGAAUGUCAAUGCCCAGGAGUUUACAAUGACCAAUAGCUCUGGGUCACCGGCCGAGGCACUCAGUAAUCGUUCGUCGUUGAUCUUCCCGCCGUCCACCAAUGGUCCCGGCGGUGUGGCUGUGGCCCCGGUUCUGGGUCAAUAUGGAAAUGUGAAUCGUCGCCAGGCGGGUCUCUCCCUGGGCAGCAUGCCGGGUCUGAAGGCCAGCCAUCACCGCUCCAUUUUAGUGACCCAUCCAAUCAGUCCACUGGCCGGACAGCUGCCUUUGAUGAACUCUCCCUCCAGUGGCAAUAUACUUCAUACCACAAAUCGUGUCAAGUUUGCUCCUGAGCCCAGAGGACAAAAGCUAAACAACCACAGCCAGUUUGGCGGAAUGAACAAUAAUAACUACGGACAGCCGUAUCAGGCCAACUUAAAUGGCCUAGAUCCCUACAUGAAUGGAAAUGCCCUGCAACGCUCCAAGUCCUUGUCGUCGGCGGAUGCCCUCACUCGGGGAAUGGCCGGCUUGGGACUGGGAUUGGGCAACGAGGUGGCCGACAUUGGCCAGUUUACGCCGGAGAUCCAGACAUUGAUCGAGACAGCUCUGGAGGAUCCCAACAAACUCAACUCACGGUGUCUCAUGGAGCUGACCACGCAGUUCAUCAAGCGCGCUGUGGAGAGUCGCCGAUUUGCUUUGCCCAUUUCCCGGUUGUGCUUGAAUAUCAUCGCUAGGGAGCAGAAGGAGACGUUCCUGGAGGCCCUGCUCAACACCUGUCGUCAGUGGUACCAAGAACGCGAGAAACUGCUGUUUGCGAUCCAGGGAAUGAAAUCGCCAUCCAGAGUUCGCUUCACCGCCUUCAUGGCCUUCCUCACGGAGAUGUUCUGCCAGCUGAAGCGACGCCAACUCCAGCUACGCACCCACCACGAGGGCACACCGCCCCCACUGGUCCUGCUCAGCCUGCUGUCCAAGUGCUGUGAGGAUUGCGUGCGUCCCCCGAUAAGAUCGCUUUCAGAGAUUGAGUGCCUUUUCUAUGUGCUCACCUGCAUCGGUCAGGAUAUGGAGCAGCAGCUGCCACAACAAUUGGAGCUACUUAUGGGCCUCGUUCGUGAUGCUUUUCUGAAUGCUGGCGAAUCGGCGGCGUCCAUCCGGCGUACUCUUCUCCAGCUAAUCGAGCUGAAAGCCUCCCACUGGCAGCUACCCGGCAAUACGGUUCUCUACUAUACCCACAAUAACAAUUAGGAACUGGGAGGCGUCAUGCAGGACUGGAAACUGAAAUAUAAUUUGGAACCAGGGCGGAUGUUGAGGUUCGAGGCAUUGUGCAAUCAUCGAGACACCACUAGAUAUCAGUUCUGUUGUCGCAUUGCAUUUAGGCCUGCCAACCUUCUGUUCUAUUUAUCUUAUCGUACUCUUACCUAGGCAUAAGCAAUAUUUAUUUCGGCACUGCAAUAGAGAGAAACUAACCCGAGACUUGCACACCACACACCAAGCCCAGUACCAAAUGAAAUGGGCCGAUCUGAUUCGGUUUCUUCAGAUUCUUUACAUAAUCUAAGGCUCAAUUUUUAUGUGAAUCCAUAUCUUUAUGUUUAAUAAAUCACAACUAGUCAAAAAUUAA
Molecule: messenger RNA, 2544 nt
Organism: Drosophila ananassae
Lineage: Eukaryota; Metazoa; Arthropoda; Insecta; Diptera; Drosophilidae
Exons: 8
Coding region: 642-2171 (509 amino acids)
Biological process (GO): regulation of translational initiation
Cellular component (GO): cytosol
Molecular function (GO): RNA binding; translation activator activity; protein binding
Source: RefSeq, a predicted model, not a curated record